AUGUUAUACGAGAUGAAUUGGCGAUGGGAGAAGUCAGUGAGGAUAAGGUACGCCAUGAAUAAACAUAAGCUGAAAUGCGCUCAAGGAUCGAGCAAGAUCGGUUCGAAGAGCAGUGUGUAUAGAUUUGAGGCGGACCAGUUGCAGAUUCACGGAGGUUAUGAUACUUGCGAAACAUUGGAAUUACUGUCUUGGGAUUCUGAUGAUCAGAGAACUCAACGGACCAUCUUUAAAUUGGUGAUUGGUCUUUCGAAAUAA
Molecule: messenger RNA, 255 nt
Organism: Microthlaspi erraticum
Lineage: Eukaryota; Viridiplantae; Streptophyta; Magnoliopsida; Brassicales; Brassicaceae
Source: the annotation of a GenBank genome assembly